AAUUCUUUGUCCGAUGUUGCAACGAUUGCGACACCAUGUUGGACGUCUAUGGUAUCGAUACAACAGAGCACUUGCAACUCGACCUCUCCCUGUGAAAGUUGUCACAUCUACCGUGGGUCUUGCUCUAGGUGAUGUGAUUGCUCAACUACCUCUCAUGUACGAGGGUGAGCGAUGGGAUGUGUUGCGAACGUUGCGUUUUUCUUCAUUCGGGCUAGUCGUCCAUGGUCCUCUGUCUCAUGUUUGGUAUCAGUUUUUGGACAAGCACAUACUAGCUACAGCACCCAAAUCAUUUCGUGCAGUUGUAGCGAAGACUAUGAUGGAUCAACUGUUAUGGGCACCUGUCUUCACUAGUGUUUUUUUUGCCUAUUUAAAGGCUGCUCAAGGGAACUGGGGAGAUAUCAUUCCGGAAAUACGACACAAACUGUGGCCUACUUUAAAGGUGAAUUGGUUGGUAUGGCCAGCAGCACAUAUCUUCAAUUUUAGGUUUGUUCCUGAUUCUCAGCGAGUUUUGUAUGUCAACAUCAUUGCAUUGGGUUACAACGCCUUUCUUUCUUCGAUGGCAGCAACAAAAAAGGUAUCGGAUCCACUACAAGUCAUUGCAAGACAACGUGAAACUCAAUAAAACUAUUUUUUUAAUUUCAAGU
Molecule: messenger RNA, 644 nt
Organism: Galdieria sulphuraria
Lineage: Eukaryota; Rhodophyta; Bangiophyceae; Galdieriales; Galdieriaceae
Product: peroxisomal membrane MPV17/PMP22-like protein
Exons: 3
Coding region: 14-622 (202 amino acids)
Cellular component (GO): membrane; cytoplasm
Source: RefSeq, a predicted model, not a curated record